UCAGUCUGUUUUGAAUAUUCAACGCUGCCGUUGGGUCGAUUUCGUGUCGAAAAUGUUUUUGCAACUCUUAUCUAUAAGGUUGGCUAUGUCACUGAUCCUUUUAAUCAGUGGACAAUGGACUUCAGCUCGUCCCCAGAAUCCUUACUACGUGGAAAACGGCGGACAUGGAUAUCCGAACCAUCAUCGCCACCAUGGUCAUCACGUACAUGGGUCAGGAUAUGGCCCAGGAUCCAUUGGACCACCUCCCUUUGUCUUCGGUCGUUUUCCACCGCCUCCUUCGUAUUAUCCAGAUAAUCAACCAUCAGGAGGUCGUCAACCGUAUUAUCCGAACGUCGGUGCAGUUCAAGGACAACCUGGCAGUCAAUUUCACCAACAUGGAGGUGGUUUUCAUAGAGGACAACAGGAAUAUCCCUACCCUGUAGGUGAUUUUAACAGGGGACAUCCAGGCCUCCAGCAACCGGGUGGAGAUUUCAACAGGGGCCAACCAGGUUUUCAGCAGCCAGGAAAUGAAUUCAAUAGACCACAACCAUCUGGAAGGGCGCCAGGACAUCAACAAUCUGGCAGCCAUGAGGAGCUACCCACCUACCCUCGAGGAUUGGAACCCCAGCAGCCGGGUGGUGAUCCAAAUACCCUACAGCCUCGACCUGGCCAAAACCCUGGUGGAUUCGAACAGCCAAAUGAAAAUGCUGGCGGAUUCCAACAGUCAGGCCAAAAUAAUGGGGGGUUCCGGCAACCAAGCCAAAAUUCUGGAGGAUUCCAACAGCCAGGCCAGAGUACUGGAGGAUUCCAGCAACCAGGCCAGAGUUCUGGGGGAUUCCAACAGCCAGGCCAGAGUACUGGGGGAUUCCAACAGCCAGGCCAGAGUACUGGAGGAUUCCAACAGCCAGGCCAGAGUACUGGAGGAUUCCGGCAGCCAGACCAGAGUUCUGGAGGAUUCCAACAACCAGACCAGAAUUCUGGAGAGUUUCAACAACCAGGUCUAAACCAGGGACGGAAACCUGGUACUUCUAAUAAUUCCAUACAACCGCGUCCCGGAAGCGCAGAUGAAGACUUUUCCGACUUCAAUUUCCAGUCCCCCAAGACUUUGCAGCCUCGACCCGGCCAGGAUUACGAAACUGCGGGAUCUGGCGGAGCGCAGACAAUUCAACCGAUUCCCGGGCAUCCGCAGUCUUCUGUGAUCCAACCUAUUCCAGGGCGAGCUCAAUCUUCUGACAAUGUUGACCAAAACAUCAACGACCUCUUCAACACCCAUGAUUUUCUGUCACCAGAAUUGAGCACAGCGCCUGGAGCCAACCGAGAUCCCAAGUCGGAUGCUGAGGAAGCAAGUCCAGAGUCGGUAAAUCAGCGCAGUCUCUUCAACCUGGAUCCCAAGUGUGCAGAAGGACUCAAGCUCAUGGCAGGACGUUGCAGGAAGGAAGCCUAGGGAAUUCGGAUUCAAAUGAAAUUCUGAUUAAUACUGUUUCAUGUUCACAAUACAUAUUUCAUUGUGUCAUUAAAUCUGUCAUUAUGUGUAAUAAUUGAGACAUACAAUUUUUGGGGCAUUUUAUUCAACUGAUAAGGUUGUUUAUGCAAGAUUGGAAGUACAAAUUUCCCAGAGAUUACCUCAGCAUGCUCUUCGGUAAAAAAAUGACUUCGUAGUAGCUUACGUAUACCACUGUAACAGCUUUUGAACAUCACAAAUUGUAUUAAUCAGCUGAAUGCAAUUAAGCUGCAAUACGUUAUCAUUUUUCUUGAAAUAUAUCAAUUUAGAAAACGUUAUCUCUACAAUAUUGAAUUACAGUUGUAUAAUUACAAAGCUGUGUGUAAUUGGUUACAUUGACUAAUCAAAUAAAUGGAAUGCGCAUUUUUAUCAAUAUCUUGAAGAGCACACACAUAACAGGGAAAAUCCCUACAUAAAAGCUAACUUUUUUGAUCGCCGUAGAACAUUAGUUUUGAAGCGAUUGUUGUACGAAGUGCAUUGUAUGGAAAUGGCGCUCCAACUUAAAAGAUGGCUAUAUCUGAUCACUUGGACGGCGAUACAACUACUUCUUCAAGUGGAAAAGAAAUGCUCGCCUGGUUUUCAACUGUACCUAGAUCGAUGCCGAAAACCAGCGUAAACAGAUAAAAUAUAACAAUGUUAUUAAACAAUAUUUCAUCAGUGCCAACAAUCAGUUGAUUAACUUUAAUGAACCUGUACUUAUAUAAACCGAAUGUGUCGUAUUUUUUAAAUAUGUAUGUGAGAAUUGCAAGUAUUUAUAUAGAAUUUAUUUAAGUAUCAAUAAAAACACAGCUUGUAGCAC
This is a messenger RNA of Drosophila melanogaster (fruit fly), 2279 nucleotides long. RefSeq names its product Growth-blocking peptide 2 (gene Gbp2). The transcript has 2 exons. Bases 53 to 1423 code for a protein of 456 amino acids. NCBI's taxonomy places the organism in Eukaryota, Metazoa, Arthropoda, Insecta, Diptera, Drosophilidae. The record is from RefSeq and is marked reviewed.